Molecule: messenger RNA, 4437 nt
Organism: Dermacentor albipictus
Lineage: Eukaryota; Metazoa; Arthropoda; Arachnida; Ixodida; Ixodidae
Product: ATP-binding cassette sub-family C member 2-like
Biological process (GO): transmembrane transport
Cellular component (GO): membrane
Molecular function (GO): ATP hydrolysis activity; ABC-type transporter activity; ATP binding
Source: RefSeq, a predicted model, not a curated record
UCAACCGCCACCGGGACGAGCGGUUGAGGAAGAUGGCCGACACUCUGUCGUGUGUCCGGCUGGUGAAGUUCUACGCCUGGGAAGACGCAGUUGUCCGGGUGAUGAGUCGCUUCCGCGAGAGGGAGGUGUUCUUCAUCUUCCUCGCCAACCUUCUCGAUGGCUUCAUCGACUCUCUGCAGAACUCUUCCAGUUCCAUGAUGACCAUAAUCCUCCUCGGAACGUACGCAGCUGUUAACAGGCCGGCUACACUGACAGCAGCGCGGUCGUUCUCCGCCCUCUACAUGCUGUCUAUUAUGGAUGUUGUGGUAGUCAACAUGGCUUCUGUGCUCCGCAAUCGAAGUAUGGUGUCGGAAGGCUUGCGAAGAAUGACGAAGACUCUCACCGCUGAGGAAGAGACCUUCGAAAGGAAUAAUAACAAGCAGAGCAUUAACUUGAAAAAAGGCGCUGUGACACUCAGAAAGUGCUCAUUCAUCUGGAGCGGCAAGGACGGAGACAGAGAGCAGGCACCUGGAGAGGAGAAGCCGGUACUUUGCGACGUCAGCAUUGACAUCACACCAGGCGCCUUUGUCGGCGUUGCUGGGCUCGUGGGAAGUGGAAAGAGCGCAUUGUUGGCAGCUGUGCUCGGCGACCUGCGCUGCAUCGAGGGAGACAUGCGUGUUGGUGGUAGUGUGGCUUACCUGCCUCAGACGGCUUGCAUCUUCAACAUGACUAUUCGAGACAACGUGCUCUUCGGAAAGCGCAUGGAUGCUGGCCGCUACUGGCGCGUCCUUGAAGCCUGUGACCUCACGAGGGAUCUCGAGCUGUUGCCUGCUGGAGAUCUCACCGAAGUCGGAGAUAAGGGCGAAACCCUGAGCGGAGGCCAGAAGCAGAGGCUGGCACUGGCACGUGCAGCGUACAGCGACAGUGACGUCUACCUCGUGGACGACACUCUCAGCGCCUUGGACGUGCACGUAGCCGCCAAGGUCUUUGCGCGGGUGCUGGGACGAGAUGGACUGCUACAUGACAAGACCCGCAUCAUGGUUUGUAACCAAGGCGUGUUCUUGAGACGUGUCGAACAGUUAUUCCUCGUGUGGAAGAAACGAGUGCUGCCAUUCCGAACCUUGCCGGAGCUGAUCAAUGACCGCAGGGCGCCGAAGACACUGCUGUUCGGGAGCAGGCCGGGUUCAUCGGUCGCUGACAAGCGGGACAGCGGAUAUCACGAGGAAACGAUGGACGAAAACAGCGUUUCCGGAAAGCUCACCGCAGUUGAAACACGAAAUAAAGAUUUAACUACCGUUGAGCUGCUCCGGGCCCUGGUGACAAUGUCAGGCGUCUGCUUUCCUUUGGCCAUUCUCAGUAUCGUGGCGCGUGCAGUGGCCGUAGCAUUGUUUCUCUGCUGGAUCAAGAUGUGGACCGACGCGGCCGGAACGCUGGACAACGGAGGCUACUCUGACGCCACUUGGGUCACGGUUCUGGGUGCUCUGUGCGUCUGCGACUUGUUGUUCGGCUCCCUGGCGGGCCUUCUGCUGGCGCUGUCCUUCCGACGACUGUCCUCGGGCCUGCACGCCGCCAUGCUCCGGCGCGUGCUGCUCUGUCCGGUUUCCUUCUUCGAGGCGACCCCUCGCGGCAGAUUGCUGAACCGCUUCUCCGCCGACCUGAGCUAUGUCGACUGCCAGUUCUAUAUGACAACGAAAGAAGUGCUGCAGACUAUCACGGUGGUACUUGCGAGGCUGGCGGUCGUGGGGACGCAGGCUCUUACAGCAUGCCUCCUGGGAGUAGUCGCCACGGGAGUCUACCUUGUCAUCGUGACAGUGACUGUACGGGCUUCCAACGCACUUCGCUCCCUGGAGACAGCCUGCGUGUCUCGCGUCCUGCAGCACCUCACCGAGACCCGAGACUCCAUGAGCAGCGUGCGCUGCUACGGUGCCGUGGCGCUGGUCUGCCGGCGCUUCUGCCGGCUCCUCGACGGCGCCCUGAGGUACUUCUGGGCACUGGCGGCGGCCGUGCGCUUCACGCGCAUCUGCGGAGGAGUCGCGGGACUCAGCGCCGUCGUCACCACGGUGCUCGUCCUGUUCUUCUCGACGGUGCCGCCGUCGCCGAGCGAGGUCGGCCUGUCGCUCAGUUCAGCCAUGUCGAUUCCGAUGCUACUGUCGGCCAUCAAUGCGUCGCUUUUCUUCUGUUUUAUGGCCACUAUCGCUUUCGAGCGCGCCGUCGAGUACACCAAGCUACCACCCGAGGACGCCUGUGAUGCGGUUGAAUUGCAGGCCGAGGGCGCGCACAGCUUACACACUUCCUGGCCAGACCACGGAGAGAUAGCGUUCGAAAAUUUCACUGCGUCUUACAAACCCGGCAUCUGCCCGCCCAUCUUGAAGAGCCUCACUUUUGUUAUAGAAGCUUGCGAGAGGGUAGGCGUGGUCGGGCGCACGGGAGCCGGAAAGUCGUCCCUCAUUCUUGCCCUUCUGCGGGUGCUGAAGCCUUCAGAAGGACGCAUCGUCAUCGAUGGCAUCGACAUCUCUUCGGUUUCUCUUGGACAGCUGCGCUCGGUCAUCACAGUCAUCCCACAGGAGCCGUACCUCAUGAAAGGAAGCCUGAGGGACAACCUGGAUGCUACGCAGAGCCACUCGGACGACGAGGUCUGGGAGGCGCUCAAGAAAACGCACAUGGCAGACUUCGUGUCCAAGCACCCGCUAGGACUUUUGCUGGAGAUCGAAGACGGAGCUGAGAACCUCAGCGGCGGUCAGCGGCAGUUGUUGUGCCUGGCGAGGGCGCUACUCCGCCGUCCUCGCGUCCUUCUGCUGGACGAGGCCACGUCGCGCAUGGACGGCGACACUGACAGGCUGGUGCAGAGGACCCUGCGCGAUGGCUUCUCCCGCUGCACCGUGCUGACGAUCGCUCACCGGCUGAACACUGUGCUGCACUGCGAUAGGAUCUUGGUGAUGAGCGAAGGCUGCGUCGCUGAAUUCGGCACCAUAGCGGACCUUGCUGCUAACCCGAGCUCUAUUUUCGGCGCAAUGGCACGGGCUGCAGGCAUUGACACUUCGUCGUUACAGAACAAUGGUUAUUCCGUGCGCCUUUGAGCAACCGAGAGCAGGAGCGACACGGAGUAACCUGGGGGUGAAUGGAACCUGCAUCUCUCGGGCGUUACGUGGAACCUUACCUUUAACUCGGCACCUCUUGGGCGUGUCAAGGGCUGGGUGAACACAUCUUCGCUCUUUCUUGAGGGAAUGACCAUGAUCAAGCGACAAGUCCGCAUGAAACAAUGUUUAAAAAAGUAGACGUCCAAAUUCUAUGAAAGAUUAUUACCGAAAAAAAAGCGUCCAAAAUAAACAAAAUUGGCGCCUAAAUAAUAUAAACCUCAGUUUAGGCUAGUUAGUUCAUUGCUCUAAAGAUUAUGUAAAUGGCAAAAAAGCGAGGACGCGGUUUAUAAGCCACAAAUACACACAUGUGUGUCAACUGCCCAUGAUAACUCGUUGCUCAAGCGAUGGGAGCGUGCAAAUGGUUGGCUUCCCGGAUAUUCUUUUUCGCAACGUGGGUGCUCCUUAUGCAUCCGCGAGACAAAUGGCUGCGCGGACCACUGUCCAGCGUAGAGUAAUGAUGCCGCCCAGCCGGCUGCAAAAGCAUGCACACGACGAACGAGGCAAGUAGACGGCGCAGCCGAAAAACACUGUACUGUAGAUUCAGCAGCUUUCCAAACACCAGCAGUAGACUGGUUUGGGAGUAAUGUUAAGAUGGAGGCAGCGAUGGCUGUUCUUUACGUCUGAAGUUGUAGAUGACGAGUAUUUGCUGUGGUCAUAAUGAUCCAAGAAAAAAAAAAACCAUACACGACUUGUCGCCAGACCUACAAAUGAUUCUUGGCUAAGUCUAUGGUGUUGAGCAACCAGAAUCCGGACGAGGGAAAUCGCUCAGCAUUUCACGUCUGUGUAGGACAGAUGACAGCAAUCCCUCUAGCACAGAAAAUGCGUAUUUGUUCCGUCUUGUGGAUAUACUAUUAUCAGUGAGCUACGCAGCCGACCGGUAGACUUGCGCAAUAUUAAAAUAAAUUCGUUUCAUAUGAGAAAAAACAAACAAAGCUGCCGUUUUUUCUUGGCAGAGCCUAAUCUCUUCACAGGCAAGAACAGAAAGGCAAUUUUGUUCCGAUCGCAGCGCAAUUAUUAAACAGAACAAACAAAUUGUUCUCUCGAGCAUCAGAUAAAGCACUGUGGCCGUCGUUAUGGCUAAUUCAAUAAGGACACUUCAAAGACUGAGCAUUGCUAAAACUUGGUGCACUUUCACGCAUCUCUGACGUGACUGUUCAUUUAUCGCGAAAAUGUGCAAAUCCAAAGUAUGUGCCACACUUAUCGUUGCCCCGACUGAGCGACACCGUGGAGGAAAAAAAGAAGGUAGUGCUCUAGUGGGCUUUUUUAGGCAAAUAACACUACUGUACACGCCGAUCCUUCACACGCGCAAGAACAUCAAUAA